Rana temporaria (common frog) is the source of this 2215-nucleotide messenger RNA. RefSeq names its product coiled-coil domain containing 50 (gene CCDC50). Gene Ontology annotation, molecular function: ubiquitin protein ligase binding. Gene Ontology annotation, cellular component: cytoplasm. Lineage: Eukaryota; Metazoa; Chordata; Amphibia; Anura; Ranidae. Bases 205 to 1878 code for a protein of 557 amino acids. The record is from RefSeq and is a predicted model, not a curated record. The transcript has 10 exons.
UGCGAUUGUUCGGCCAGCCCCGCCCCGCACGGAUUUUGUCCCGUCUGUCUUGCCAUACGCGUCUCCCGAUUCCAUCGUAUCCCGUCAUCCCGGGGAUCGGAGCGAUCGUGUCACUCAGGGAUCCCAGCGGCCACCAAUGACAGCCGGAGAUCGCCUUCCCUCUGCUACAAGACAGGAUCCCUACAGAGUAUAUACACUGCGACCAUGACCGACAUCAGCAUCGACAGCUCCAAGCUGCCAGGAGUCAAAGAAGUUUGCCGUGAUUUUGCAGUGCUGGAAGAUCACAGUCUUGCACAUACCUUGCAGGAGCAGGAAAUUGAACAUCAUUUAGCUACAAAUAUACAGAGGAACCGCCUGGCCAAACGUGAUCUAAAGGUGGCCAAACAGCUUCAGGAAGAAGAGGACCUCAAAGCACAAUCCCAGAAGAAGCACCGUCACACUGAACUUGAAGUUUUAGAUGGUGAAAUAGCUCAGGAAAUUCAAGAGAAGCUGGUGAUUGAAGCAGAAAGCAGACGCAGACAGGAGGAGAAAGAUGAGGACAUUGCAAGAUUAUUGCAGGAAAGGGAAGAAAAAAGAAGAAAGAAGUAUAACCCACCACACGGCACAGAGGAGCCAUAUUAUCCUGACCAUGGAGGGCAUCAUAGGGGUAGGCAUAAGGAACACAUGUCUGAAUUUGACAGACCCCAUAGACAUGAAAGAGCUGAGAGAAGAAAGGAGGAAAGCCACCCAAAAUCUGAGCAGCGUUCCCGCUGCGCUGAUGAUGAUCGUAAACGUGGAAGAUCAGCAGAACCACGGUCUGGGCAAGGUGAAAACCCUGAUCUUCAUAGAUCUGAAAAUCAUAUCAGUAGGACUUCUGACAAAAAAGAGAAACCUGGUAGACCUCCACCACCAAGAACUAACAGACAUGAGCAGCCUGAAGAUAAGGAGCUUAGUGGAGCAUAUUCUAGUGAAAAUGUACCAAGAAAAGGGAGGUCUCAAAGUCAUGACUUAUUAAGCACAAACAAUGCUGAUGUUCGAAGAGGCCGGCACAGCCCCAGCUCUCCAUCUGACAGAAGAGGAACUGGGAGUGCAAAUGAACCUGGAAAGCCCAGAAGGAGAGUUGAUAGUGAUUACGAAAAUGAGAAGCCCAGAAAGAGAGCUGAGAGUGAUUACGAGCAUGAGAGGCCCAGAAGGAGAGCUGAGAGUGAUUACGAGCAUGAGAGGCCCAGAAGGAGAGCUGAGAGCGAUUACGAGCAUGAGAGGCCCAGAAGGAGAGCUGAGAGUGAAUACGAACAUGAGAGGCCCAGAAGGAGAGCUGAGAGUGAAUACGAACAUGAAAGGCACGGAAAAGGAGCAGAGGGUGAAAACGAACACGAAGGCCACAGAAGGAGAGCAGAGAGCAAAUCGGAACAUGAAAAGCACAGACGGAGAACACCUUCUCCUAACCAUGAAAGGCAGCCAAGUGAUAGAGGUAAUAGGCCAAAAGGACACAAAGAUUGCCCUCAAGGAAAACUUCAUAUAGGUGCAAAAAUCCAUGAUGAAGACGAUGCAGAAAUUGCUAGAAGGCUUCAGGAAGAAGAACUGAGGGUGAACACUGUGGAUUACAAAACUGCACAAUUGGCACAAGAUGAAGAAAUAGCCCGCUGGUUAAUGGAAAAAGAGGAGAAAUCUUAUAAGAAAUCUAAAGGGCGUGAAAAAGAAAGGAGAAGGGCAGAUGAACAGGAGAGCUGUUCAAAGGGAUGUUUGAAUGCAAAAUGCACCUUUUUGCAGGAAAAUGUGUUUAACAUGCUUUCGCUGCAAUCCAAAUACACCUCCAUAGGACCUGCUCUAUCUGGGAAGAAACCGCAAAAAGCAAGUCAAACAGCCUCUGAACUUAUUUACAGUACUCUGCUGAAGUAGUUGGAAAUCUGCCGUGGAAUGUGCAACCUUUUUAACUUUCAGUAAGGCAAGAGAAGAAACAAAAUCAAUUGACAGAACUCUUAAGAACAUAUUGUGCCCUGUGACAGUUUCUCCCACACCGAACACUUGCAAUGUAAGCAGGAGGAGUGGGCUCUGCAAGGGCCCUGUAAUUUCAUCAUUGAGGUCACAAUGUAAAUGACUUGGGGUAAAUGUAUAUAAUAUAGCAAAUGAAUAAAUACUGAUUCGCUCGUAUUAACUCAUGUGCAAUGUGAAUUGUACAUAUACAAUCAAGCAAAAAACCUAGUGAGAAAACUCUUAAUAUGUAUGCAGGGGCGGA